This is a messenger RNA of Candoia aspera, 1256 nucleotides long. It is a transcript of the gene BDNF, whose product is annotated as brain derived neurotrophic factor. Gene Ontology annotation, biological process: nerve growth factor signaling pathway; memory; nerve development. Bases 185 to 925 code for a protein of 246 amino acids. Gene Ontology annotation, molecular function: nerve growth factor receptor binding; growth factor activity. Gene Ontology annotation, cellular component: axon; dendrite; synaptic vesicle. The transcript has 2 exons. Lineage: Eukaryota; Metazoa; Chordata; Lepidosauria; Squamata; Candoiidae. The record is from RefSeq and is a predicted model, not a curated record.
CUCCGUCGCCUUCCCACCCUUCAUAAAGCUUUGAUGAGACAUUUGAGCCGCUCGCCUCCUCCGGUGUUUCUGGAGCUGCAGGAGGCGGCUGGAGGGACUGGACGGCUGGGAGACGAUGUGACUUUCCGGAGGGGACCCCAGCAGGCUUUGUGUGGACGGCAAGUUCCACCAAGUGAAAAGAGUGAUGACCAUCCUUUUCCUUACUAUGGUUAUUUCAUACUUGAGUUGCAUGAAAGCUGCCCCAAUGAAGGAAGUUAGUAUCAGAGGACAAGGCAGCUUGGCUUAUCCUGGUCUUCGGACACAGGGAAAUCUGGAGACCCUCAGUGGGCCCAAUGAUGCCACAAGAGGAUUAACGUCUUUGGCAGACACUUUUGAACACGUCAUUGAGGAGCUCCUGGAUGAGCAGCAGGUCAUUCAGCCCAGCAAGGAAAAUAAGGAUGCAGACUUGUACUCAACUCGGGUGAUGCUAAGCAGCCAAGUGCCUUUGGAGCCUCCCCUGCUCUUCCUGCUCGAGGAGUAUAAAAACUACUUGGAUGCUGCAAACAUGUCCAUGAGGGUCCGGCGCCAUUCUGACCCUGCUCGCCGUGGGGAGCUGAGCGUGUGUGACAGUACUAGUGAGUGGGUGACAGCAGCUGAAAAAAAGACUGCAGUAGACAUGUCCGGAGCAACAGUUACAGUCCUGGAAAAAGUUCCAGUACCCAAAGGCCAACUGAAGCAAUAUUUUUAUGAGACCAAGUGCAGCUCAAAGGGUUAUGCAAAAGAAGGUUGUAGGGGCAUAGACAAGAGGUACUGGAAUUCCCAGUGCCGAACUACUCAGUCUUUCGUCCGAGCUCUCACCAUGGAUAACAAAAAGAGAGUUGGAUGGCGCUUUAUAAGAAUAGACACUUCCUGUGUUUGUACACUGACCAUAAAAAGGGGAAGAUAGUGGAUUCGUGUUGGAUAGAUUAUAUUGAGACAAAAAUUAUCUAUUUGUAUAUAUACAUAACAGGGUAAAUUAUUCAGUAAGAAAGAAAAUAAUUUUAUGGACUGCAUGUAUAAAGGAAGUUUAUACAGUACCGUGGUUCCACAAUCUAUUUAUUGAACAUGUCCAUGACCUAAACGGGAACAAAAGGAAAAAAAAAUCCAUUUGCGCACAACUUUGAAAACAAAAGAAAUUGCAUUACAUUCCUCUAACAUUGUGAUUUGUUGCCGUUGCCAAGAAUUGAAAACUUAAAAAAAAUAAAAAAAAUAAAAUUGCAUGCUGCUUCAAUUGUGAA